Molecule: messenger RNA, 3737 nt
Organism: Solea senegalensis (Senegalese sole)
Lineage: Eukaryota; Metazoa; Chordata; Actinopteri; Pleuronectiformes; Soleidae
Product: short transient receptor potential channel 2-like
Exons: 13
Coding region: 287-3499 (1070 amino acids)
Biological process (GO): regulation of cytosolic calcium ion concentration; calcium ion transmembrane transport; manganese ion transport
Cellular component (GO): cation channel complex; membrane
Molecular function (GO): store-operated calcium channel activity; inositol 1,4,5 trisphosphate binding
Source: RefSeq, a predicted model, not a curated record
UUAAUUGGCCUUUGCCCCAUAGGGGACUUGGAAGAGUGUUGUUGAGUUUGCGGGUGCUGGUUUCAUGCAGUCAGCUGGUAGCACAUGAUCGCAGGACACUGAAGUGCUCAGUCCUCUGAUAGGAGCUGCUUGUGAAAUCUACAGAUGCUUUGCACCUUUAUCGCUUAAGAUCAAAAUAGCUGGUGGUGGGGAAAAAAAACAGACAUAUUUUUUUCAUUUCUCUGGAGGAUGUGAUUGUGUUUCCCCAUUAGGACCAAAGCCCACCGCUGCUGUUUUGUAAUUAAAAAUGGAAAACCUCACGCCGGAACAAUGGCGGGAGAUAAUGAGCAAGAAGAUGCAGUUCCCUCCGCAGCUCAUCGGAGCCAUUCAGGAAGGCAAAAUAGAGCUAAUGAGUGGACUGCUGCAGACCGGUGAUGGCAUCAUCCGUCAGCUGGAUGAAUCUGAGGACCGGCAGUGGAGGGAGGCCCUGAACCUGUCCAUCCGCCUGGGCAACGAGGACGCCAUUGACGCCCUCAUGCAGGGGGUCAAGUUUGACUUCCGACAAAUUCACGAGGCUCUGCUGGUUGCCGUGGACACCAACCAACCCAGAGUGGUGAAGCGUCUGCUGGACCGCCUCGACCAAGAGAAGGGCAACAAGAUGGACGUGCACUCCUUUUCUCAGGCCAUCUUUGACCACUCUAUUGACAACUCCCAGUUUGCCCCUGGUGUGACGCCGCUGACCUUAGCCUGCCAGAAGGACCUGUAUGAAAUAGUGGCCAUGCUCUCCCAGAAAGGUCACAAUAUCCCAUGGCCACAUAAGAUAUCCUGCACCUGCCUGGAGUGUCGAAAUGGGCGGCAGUACGACUUGCUGAAGUUCUCCUUGUCUCGUAUCAACACCUACCGUGGCAUCGCCAGUCGAGCCUACUUGUCCGUCACCUCCGAGGACGCCAUGCUCAGUGCUUUCAGUCUCAGCAGAGAGCUCCGCAAGCUCUCGCAGAAAGAGCCAGAGUUCAAGCCGCAGUACCUGGGCCUGGAGGAGCUCUGCCAGGAGUUUGCCGUGGAGUUGCUGGGCAUGUGUCGCAACCAGAGCGAGGUGACCACAAUCCUCAACAGCUGUGGAAACGACAGCCAGGACGACAUGGACGAGCAGGCCUUCGAGGAGGGAAUUCCCAACCUUUCGCGGCUGCGACUCGCCGUCAACUACAACCAGAAGCAGUUUGUGGCGCAUCCGAUCUGCCAGCAGGUACUUUCAUCCAUCUGGUGUGGACACCUGUCAGGCUGGAGAGGCAGCAGGACCAUCUGGAAGCUGUUUGUCUCUGUAGGCAUCUUUAUCACCAUGCCCCUCCUCUGCCUUAUCUACUGGAUUGCACCAAAGUCAAAGUUAGGAAAGAUCCUGAGGAUUCCUGUGAUCAAGUUUCUUCUCCACUCUGCCUCUUAUCUGUGGUUUCUCAUCACAUUACUCGGAGAAUCCAUCACGAUGGAGUUGUAUCGAGACAAAUUCGCCUCCCGACAGCAGAACAUCCUUCACAGCUCCUUCCACAUGGUGUGGGUGGUUGGAUUCUUCUGGUACGAGUGUAAGGAAGUGUGGAUCGAGGGGCUGCGGAGCUACUUCCUGGACUGGUGGAACUGCUUGGACAUGAUGGUGCUCAGCAUGUACCUGGCGUCGUUUGCGCUGCGCGUGCUUAUCGUGCUGAAGGGUUACAUCCUCUGCCAUGAUCACACUGGCAAUGCCGAGUGUGUUUAUUUCACGCAGACCGUGCGUAAUGACUGGCACCAGGAGGAUCCUCAGCUGAUUGCAGAGGUGCUGUUUGCAGUGACCAGCAUGCUGAGCUUCACACGGCUGGCGUAUAUCCUUCCAGCCCACGAGUCGCUAGGAACCCUGCAGAUCUCAAUUGGGAAGAUGAUCGAUGACAUGAUGAGAUUCAUGUUUAUAUUGAUGAUCAUCGGAACAGCCUUCCUCUGUGGCAUCAACAACGUCUAUGUACCCUACGUCAUCUCUCCACAUCUGGGCAGGUUUAAUGAGACGUUCCACUUCCUGUUCUGGACCAUGUUUGGCGUGGCCAACCAGGACUACGUGGACAUGCCACAGUUUGUGUUAGCAGAGUUUGUGGGACGCAUCCUGUACGGCAUCUUCACGCUCGUCAUCGUCAUCGUGCUGCUCAACAUGCUCAUUGCUAUGAUCACCAACUCCUUCCAGAAAAUCGAGGAUGACGCAGAUGUUGAGUGGAAAUUUGCUCGGUCAAAGCUGUACCUCAGUUACUUCAGAGAGGGCCUCACCAUGCCUGUGCCCUUCAACAUCAUCCCCUCGCCCAAAGCUUUCUUUUACGUCAUGAGGGGAAUCUUCAGGCGAAUCUGCUGCUGCUGCGCAUGCAAUUCUGAGGAGAAAUAUCCACCUUUAGCCUCGAUGCAUGAUAAAGGAGGUGAGGACGCCCAGUUACCUUAUCGGCAGCAGGUGAUCCGGGCUCUGGUGCAGCGCUACAUUGAGUCAGCUCGCAGGGAGUUUGAGGAGACCAAGAGGAAAGACAUUGGAAAUCGCAUCACUGAGCUGAGCAAAGCCGUCAGCAGGAUGCACAGCGAUAUGAAAGUGAUCCAGCAGUUUCUGGUGGACGACGAACACAUGGGCAAUGAUGCGUUGACAAAGGAUGGCUCCUCCAUACUGGGGAAAUACAUCAUUGGUGCCAAGAACAACUUCAGAGGCUUUAACAGCAGUCAUGAGGACAAAAACGCAUCACGUCACGUGACAGUGCACCAGGAAGAGGAAGAGGUGGAUAAAGGUGAAGCUGACUCGGAUACAAAACAGGAGGCAGGUGCACAGGAGAAUCCGGCAAGUACACAGGAGAAUCCGGCAAGUACACAGCAGAAUCCGGCAAGUACACAGGAGAAUCCGGCAAGUACACAGCAGAAUCCGGCAAGUACACAGCAGAAUCCGGCGGGCGCAUGUGAAGCAGAGGAGACAAAGAAGUUAACAGACUGUGAUGUGGUGAAUAUGGAGGAAGGUAGAGCUAAAGCAGAGACAGGAGAAGAGAAACAGACUGAGAAAAAAGCGGAAUUGAAGGUGGAAGCAGAAAAAAACGAAAAUGAAGGAGAUAAAGUUAAAGAGGAGGGAGCAGCAGGAGCAAGUGUGAGUAAUGAAAAGGUGACAGGUGAGGCUUCACAGGAUGAGAAGGGGAAAGUUGGCAAAGUACAGAAACAGUCAGGAACCACAGCGGGUGAAAAGCAGGUGGAGAAAACUACGGAGCGAGCUGACGACGUCCAGCUCAACAACGAAAAGACAAACGCCAAGCGGUUCGAGAACAAGUUCAAAGACAUAGAGCUGCAGGAAAAGAAAGCCGAGCCCAAGUGGAUGAAGGGAAGAAAGCAUGAGCGUGACGUAGCAAACACGCGUGGCGACGCAGAGAUUAACCAGAAAUCCGGCAACAAGAUGAUUCCCUCGCCAACAGGCAGCAGCAGCUCCCAGGACACGGGAUUUGGUUCCCAAGAGGGGGAGGGAUCGAUUGAUGGCACACGAGUGAGACCAUGACCUCUGCCACAUCCAUUUGAAAAGGUCAAGCUUAGGCUCUUUAGGUCACCGUGUCCAAUAUUGUUUUGGUCAUAGACGUCUUCAAUCUGUUAGUGAUGGAGCUAAAGAUUCAAAGCUACAUAUGUCAACAGCUAUAGACCAAAUUGUAGACUAUUCUAGAUUGGUCAACAUUUGAAGUCCUUGCCAAUGUACCUUGAAAAAUACAUGACUGCAAAUAAAAUGCCAUUUACUGCCUUCA